GUGCGCUUCUUCUCUCUUCCCGUUUACCCCUUCCCUCUGUAUUACCAUGUCGGCUCUGCGGUGGUGGACGUGGGUUCUGCGACUGCGGCGCCUCCACGCCUCCGCAUCCGACCCUCCUCCCCGCCUCACCAACUUCUCCCUCCACCCUCCCAACCUCGUAGAGGUUGAAUUUUCUGACGGCCGCGCAUUUCGGCUGUCUGCCGAAUUUCUUAGAGUCUACAGCCCUGCUGCCGACAGCAAAAUAAGAUCAAUCGGUGGCGAGAAGGUAAUAUCUGGACGACGACACGUCGGUAUAAUGUCCGCGGAACCUGUAGGAAAUUACGGAAUCAAGAUUGCCUUCGACGACUUGCAUAAGACCGGGAUCUACACAUGGGAUUACUUUUACCACUUGGGUACCAACAAGUUCGGUCUCAUGAGAAACUAUAUCAAAACCUUGAAGAGACACGGCCUUACCCGGGAUCCACAACUGCGGAAGUGAUCGAGAAGAACUUCAAUCAGAAGUUGGCAGGAUUGCUAAUGUUUUUGUUUUAGUGCAAGUGCGGCCUAGCUUCUAAAAGAGCUUGUCCGUUCCACUAAACAGCAAUCGAGCAAUUCAUCAAAUGAAGAUUUUGGUGUCUUCGCGGCGGAAGAAGGUUGAAAUGAACUUCUAGUGUGAAAAAAGUUGCGCUCCAAUUUGAAGCAGACAGACGACUGUUGGGAAUUUGAUGAAAAAGUAGUUAGUGGUUUUUUUAACAGCCCUAUCCAAAUGGCAUUUCUGUAUGGCUUCAACUCUGUAUAAUCAAUGCACUUUUGGAAGGUCGCUAUUGGAGAGAGGGCGAUGGCCUGACACGGCUGGUUCUCUUCAUGCAUUGUCUUCUCUUACUGAACUAAUUUUGUACAUGAGUGAAUGGUGUAUUGUCUUCCGACGGUACAAUAGUAUUCAUCGAUAAGUUAUAUACCAUUUUUAUGCUUUUGGAUCUA
Messenger RNA from Ananas comosus (pineapple), 960 nucleotides. RefSeq lists its product as uncharacterized. The transcript has 4 exons. The coding region runs from base 47 to 478 and encodes 143 amino acids. NCBI's taxonomy places the organism in Eukaryota, Viridiplantae, Streptophyta, Magnoliopsida, Poales, Bromeliaceae. The record is from RefSeq and is a predicted model, not a curated record.